This is a messenger RNA of Drechmeria coniospora, 930 nucleotides long. RefSeq names its product 26S proteasome regulatory subunit S5A, multiubiquitin chain binding protein. NCBI's taxonomy places the organism in Eukaryota, Fungi, Ascomycota, Sordariomycetes, Hypocreales, Ophiocordycipitaceae. Gene Ontology annotation, biological process: proteasome-mediated ubiquitin-dependent protein catabolic process. Gene Ontology annotation, molecular function: polyubiquitin modification-dependent protein binding. Gene Ontology annotation, cellular component: proteasome regulatory particle, base subcomplex; nucleus; cytosol. The record is from RefSeq and is a predicted model, not a curated record. The transcript has a single exon. Bases 1 to 930 code for a protein of 309 amino acids.
AUGGUUCUCGAGGCGGUGAUGGUUGUCGUGGACAACAGCGAGUUCAGUAGAAAUGGAGAUUACCCGCCCACCAGGUUCGACGCGCAAGUCGACGCCGUCAACGUCGUCUUCCAGAGCAUCACGCAAGGCAACCCAGAGUCGUCGGUCGGCCUGAUGAGCAUGGCCGGCAAGGGCCCCGAGGUGCUCGUCACCCUGACUACGGAGCAGGGCAAGAUCUUGGAGGGCCUCCACCGGACGAAGAAGAAGAUUGGUGGCUCGUCGCAACUCAAGACUGGCAUUCAAAUCGCCACGGUGAGCUCCCGCCCUUCGGUGGGGACCUUGACGAGGUUGCUAACGGACAGCCGUCAGCUCGCACUGAAGCAUCGACAAAACCGGUCCCAGAGACAGCGAAUAAUAGUCUUCGUGUGCUCGACAAUCGAAGAGAACGAAAAGGAGCUCACGCAGCUCGCCAAGAAGAUGAAGAAGGGCAACAUUUCCGUCGACUUCAUCCUCUUUGGCGACCAGGAUGACGAAGACUCGCUCAAGAAGCUGCAGGCAUUCAACGAGGCCGUCAAGGGUAGCGAAGGCUCGCACCUCGUGGUCAUCCCCCCCAGCAGCAAACUCCUCAGCGAUCAGCUCAUCUCCACGCCGAUUCUUCAGGGCGAAAACGCGACGGGACCGGGCGCCGACGACGGCAUGGGUGGCACCAACGAGGAGUUUGAGUUUGGUUUCGACCCCGCCAUGGAGCCGGAGCUGGCCCUCGCGCUGCGGAUGAGCAUGGAGGAGGAAAAGGCCCGGCAGGAGAAGCGGGCACGAGAGGAGGAGGAGGAGGCGAAGAAGGCGUCUCUGGAGGGCAUCAAGGAGGACGACGAAGCCGGACAGGCCAGCGGCAGCGGGGCGCAGGACGGAGACAAAGCCAACGAGGGUGGCGACAAGAUGGACACGUCGUGA